Molecule: messenger RNA, 7397 nt
Organism: Porites lobata
Lineage: Eukaryota; Metazoa; Cnidaria; Anthozoa; Scleractinia; Poritidae
Source: the annotation of a GenBank genome assembly
AUGCAGCGAGUUCAGAUCGUCCAAAGGAAUCGAACGCUCAAACAUUGCUACAUUUUCAGUAGCAAUAAUACUUGUAACUUGGACGUUGUGGGAAAAAUUCUUUCCUGUUUAAAAGAAAAGCUGGGAGUCAAAAUGCUCGCUUUUAAGAAUCAUUUUAGCCUGUCCGACACAACAGAGAUGUGUGAGAGUAUUAUUCCCGAUUUGCCAAUGGAUUUUGCAAUAUUUGUCGUCCAUGCGAACGAAGAUCGCUUUUUAAUCAACGAAGACAGCGCGAAGAUUUACAAAACUUUGUGGAAUGCCACAGGUAAGUUCUAAUAUUAUGUAACACUGGUUUGCCGUCUACCUAUUUGUAAAACAACACGCCUAAUAUUCAAUUCGAUCGAUGAUAAUCAGCCUAGCAUCAUAUAAACAACCUAGAAUGAACUUUUCAACCAAAAAGUCGCUAUCAAUCACUUUUUGUGAAAAUCGUGGAACAAACAAACCCUUUUAUACAAAUACAGUAUGUUGCCCAGUAUCCGGACGGUACCAGUAUCCGGACACUUGAAACGAAAACUCAAUUUUUGAGGCGCCUUUUUCAGUUCUCGGUAAACGAAGUAUUUCGAAUGAAAGCUGAACAUUUCAGCUUUAAGAUGGAAGUUUUGGCGAUUUGAAAGCUUGCGAAACAGUCGCAGAAGACGCCGUUCUGUUCAGGUGAAUAAACUUUUCAUGGCUAAUGUUUACGCUGUUUACUGCGCAGUAAAGUUAAUGCUGCUCAGAAAAGGGAGGGUAGUGUGUGAUAUUUUCAAAGAAACUGUUUUAUUUUUAAAGUGAAGACACUUAAGGACGUCAGGUUUUCAGAGAGUUUAUUAAUUCUUCUUGAAAUUCGAUUUGUUUGGAAUAACGGAAGCCAGAAAAAUUCACUAAGUUUUGAUGUCAUGUGCCCAGUAUCCGGACAGUUUUUUCUUUGCUGUACAGAAUCGAUGAAUUAGCUGUGUACAUUCUCCGGAUAAGAUUUAUUUCAUAUCAGUAACUAUAAUUAAAGCUUAGGAUAUAUGAUAUAGUCGUAAAAUGUAACUCUACUCAACUCCGUAUGGAAAUUUUCUUCACUGAGGGGGGCAUUGGGAUUUUUGGUUUUGCGGUUUUGGCUAUUUUUUAGAUCGAUUUUUCGAUUUUUGUUGCAAAAGACUUCGGUUUUUCGGUUUUGCUGGUCAUUGCGGUUUGCGGAUUUUUCGUUUUUUAGCAUCUGGUUUUCGGUUUUCGUGAAAAAUACUAGCGGUUUUUCGGUUUUGGUACCCGAUGUGGUUUUUGGUUAAUUCCUAUUUUGUCCUAUUCUAUUCUAUUCUAUUCUAUUGGUUUUUCCUAUUUUGGUACCAAAAGCCCGACACAACGGUGUCUCUUCAUAACGUACCGUUGAUGAUGCCUCUGUUCGUUGUCAGCCUUCCUGCAAAUGACUGUGACCUCUUACGCAACUGGGCCUCAGCAUAUGGUGCUGCAGUAAGACAAACGACACUGCGGCAGGAAACUACAAUGGCUAAGCACGGAACAUUGCCAGAGUAUCUUUAUCAACGCCAUCUCGAAGUUGGUGAUAAGGUUAAUCUGAACUUCGGAGUUGAUGAAGAUGAAGGACCCCAUGAAGAUCUGAACGAGCGUGAAGUGAGUGAGGAAGCUAGUGUCUCUAGCGAAGGCCAGCAAGAAUUUGAUGAAAGUAGUGACGAAGAAGUUGAAGUCAGUGCAGAUGACAACAAUUCUCAGGGCCAGCAAGAUGAAUUAGGGGCAUCGACGAAUUUUCUCUUUGGUGCAAGGCCGCGAUAUGGAAGGGCAGUGAGGUUCAAUAACCGACUGCUGUUUUGCAUGAGUAUCUGUUUAUUACCACAUUAAACCUUAGAGCAAGUUCCUGCUGCCAUGUAAAACUGAAAAGGAACUAAUCGUACCGGUUCGCUUCCUCUGUGUCGACUCAGCUCAGUGCAAUCGCAUGUCAGACAAUCGAGUCUCCAAACUUUCAGGUGUUAGUUAUCAAAUGGAAAUGUUCGAUUAGAGAUUUUCGAUUGAAGUUUCCAGAGCUAUAGCUUUUUGCGACUGCAAAAUUGCAAUUCUAAAGACGACUUGUGUGCAAAUUCUCCUAAGUUAACUAGGCUCCAUAACUAGCGGCUUUUCGGAAAUUGAGCCGCAAAGUCUGGGCUCGAGAGAGCGGCAGAAACAAAGCCUAUGAUUUAAGCAGACACAAAAAGGUACGAAGGCUUCAGAGAAAGUCCAUGACAUUCACAAAUACUUUGGUGAAAUUAGUGUUAGUUUAGUUUGCUCUGUAUGCCCCACUUGUCACCAUUGUAUCGAAUUUUGACGGUUUUGUAUGCGGUUUUCGGUUUUGGCCGAAUUUUUUUGCGGUUUUUGCGGUUUUGGAUGAUUUUUUCUUCGGUUUUGCGGUUUCUAAUAUACCCCAAUGCCCCCCCCUUCACUCAUUCAGAGGCGACUUGAUUUCGUGUGCGCCGCUUGUUUCGCGUGACUGCAUUUUCUAUAUAUAACUGAAAGCGUCCGAGUUGAACCUGGAAUUCUCAUACUUUCCCUAUUUGGGACUGCUAUAGAAUGGGGUUGCAAUGGUCUAAAAAAUGUCACAAAGGGAUUGAGAGAUGUGAAAGAAGGAGGAAUUAGUGCUAGAAAAGAAGGCUUAUUGUGGGGCGACUGAGCAUGAAGAAAUCAACACUGCAGGUCAGACUAAAUAGGAGAGUGACCUUUGACCGUCGGUUUGAGGUCCCUUCCCCAAGCUUUUCUUUAAAUAAAAAAUGAACAAAGAAAGUCGUUUGCAGAUUGGCUAAUUGAGCUUGCAAACUGCGGCUUCAGCAUGUCCACGGAUGCCUUCCUUAAAUUAGUGGAAAAGUUCCUAGACAAAGAAGUUAGAAAUUAUACCAUUUUUAAAACAGCCGCUCGCGUUCCCCACCAUACCCCAGUCAUUUGCUAUGUUUUAUUUCACGAUGCUAGGUUAUAUUUUCGGAAUCGAUUGCCAGACUACUUUGCAAGUGCAAGAGAAGCUUAUAAGUCGCUUGCCUGUCGAAAUUUAUGUACAAUUACGUUAUUAUUGUUGUGUCCGGAUACUGGGCCAGCUGUCCGGAUACUGGGAAACAUAGGAGCUCUGCAAAAAUUUUAAUUUCGCGAUGGAAACAAAGGCAAAAAAGUUAAACUGUCUUUCCUCAUAUUAAGGACUAGAUAGAUUUUCUCUGGGCCAAAUUUCAGAGCUCUUGCGAUUAACAAAGGAAAGUUAUUGCAAUCUUAAACUGAAGUGUCCGGAUACUGGGCAAUAUACUGUACCACCAUGAAUAUCUUCCACGACAUGAUGGCAUUGUUGAUCACUUCGGUUUUGUACAACAACUAAGUGAUUUCUUAAAUCGAAGAAGAAGAAGAAGAACCGUUAUUAAUUUAUACCGCUCAGGGUAGCCCCUUCAGACGCAAAAAGCUGUCUGUUAUCAAUGGGAGCCCUGAGCAACAAGGCACAAAAACACACUAAACAUAUAAACAUUACACUAAUACAGGUAAUAAUAUAAAUAGAAAACUAUUUUCAAUUAAAAGAUUAAAAGAUGUAAAACACGAAAUAUCAUUAAGAUAAUUCGUUAAAAAGAGUGCAACCAUAAUAAUAGAAGGAUCUUUUUGCAAUUUCAGUUCUCACAGCAGGCGGAUGUAAGAGGUUGCUUUGUCUAGUAGCGCGCGCAUGGAUUGUAUUAUUACGUUUAAAAUAUUGUUUAAAAUACUGGGGACAUUGACCUUGCAGGCAUUUCUUAACGAGUUUAAAAACAGAUCGACGUCGGCGCUCCUCCAAGGUGGGCCAUUUCAGAACGUCCAAUGCCUGCUUGCUGCGCACAGUACAAGCCACUAUCCUAGCAGCCCGGUUUUGGAGGGCUUCAAGGUCUUGUUUACGACUUUCCCCGCAAGAGCCCCACACACUUACACAGUAUUCUAAAAUUGGCCUAAUUAGACUACAGUACACUACAUUUGCACUCUCUCUAGUGAGACUUCUGCGAAGCCUGCCGAGCAUUCCUACGCGUUUUCCCGCCUUCGAAAUUAGGUACUUUAUUUGCUCGUUCCAGCUAAGGCGGUCAUCAAAAACUAUACCUAGAUAAGUGAAGUGAAAAACCCGCUUAAUUGCAUUGUUAUUUAAAGUAAUAGAAAAAGAGUUAACAGCAGAUAAUCUAGGAGCGGUUCCGAAAAGCAUAGCUUCGGUUUUUGUUACAUUAACAAACAGACUAUUAAAAGAAAGCCAGUGAUCAAUCUUAGACAGUUCGGCAUUCAGCUUGUCUUGAAUGACAGAGGCUUGAGAGGAUGAACAGUAUAAAACAGUGUCAUCAGCGUACAUGAGAAUAUUGCAAUCGGACACUACUUCAGGUAAAUCAUUAAUGUGUAGAAUAAACAAUAAUGGUCCGAGGAUAGAGCCCUGAGGCACACCAGUAGAGACGGCUUCCGAAGCAGAAGUCACCCCUUGAAACUCUACAACUUGGGUGCGGUUUGACAGGUAAUCCGUAAACCAGCCAUGCUCUUUAUCCAAAAUCCCCAAAUUGGAAAGCUUGUCCAGAAGUACCGCAAGAUCCACAGUGUGCUUUGCGAAGGUCAAUAAACACAGCACCAGUUAAUUGACCUUGGUCCAUGUUCCUACGAAUAUUAUCAGAAAAACUAAGAGCAGCGAAAUCAAGCUAAAAUCAGUGAGAAAAAGGGUAAGAAGCUAUUUGAUUUCGUUUUCAAAUUUAACCUAAAAAAAGGAACUAGCAAGAAACAGUAGAGUAAAGCAGGUGUUUACCACGUUGCAUUGUAAAAUAUAUCACCCCGUAUAAGGAAAUCUGAAACAGUCUUGGAUUCUGGAUUCCUUGCCACGGAUUUCUGUCUCUUUGAUAGGGUCUUAAUAGUGGAACGUGGAUUCUGAAUUCUGGAUUCCUUGAGCUCGACACUUACGUGCAGUGCAAAAGUCUAAAAGUCCCGAUUUAUAAAGGAAUUUUAACUUCUUUUAUUGAGUUAUAGGAGGAAAAGUACUCGUUGUUAUCGGUGGUGAUGACAACUACAAGGACUCUGCUGAGGAACAAGGUUCCUUCCUGUCGCACUGGGCUCGGAAAAAAGUUUCUUCUCAGUUCAGCGAAGAAUACUUGGAUGGAAGGCAGAGCUUUAUCUUCUCUUGGAACGAUGGUCACAGACCAAUUCACGAAGAAGCACUGUUGCACUUCUUUGAUCCUCAUAAACAGGAAAAGAAAUUUGUCCCUGAAAAGAAGACUGAACAAGCGGUUACUCAAGCGGUCCCCAAACAGGUUUGCUUGUGUGCAUGUACCUUGUGAAAUUUUGGCAACACUAUUUUGAAAAAAUCUAUAUUCAGUGGUACUUCGAUAUACUCGGCAACUGAUGAUUUUGCACACUUUUUGGAACAAACAGAUCGCCUCGUUUUCCCGAAUUUAGGAACUGAAAAUCAGAAUGUCACUAACUCUGUAAUAGUUAUUGUUUAACCAGAUAUAAUAUUCGUUUUAUCUUAUCAAGAACUCAUAAUUACAAUCUCGUGUUCUGAUAACCUAACGCAGGAAGAAGAUGAGCACAGGGAUGAGUCAAAUGUACCGUUCGAGGACUUCGAGGAAAUAACCCAUGCUGAUAUACCAGGUAAAGGGAACUCAGUGUAAAUGUGUAAAAGAUAAAUAAAUAAAUAGCCGAAAAACGGCAUCCCAAUGCCCUCAAAAUAUAUAUAACAAUUAUUCACCAACAGUGUCGGUGUCUUACCGAGACGCGAAGACGCAAGGUAGAUAUUUUUUUUAUGUUAGAAUGCACUAAAAACACCUAUAUAUUUCAGCUUAAAAGUGAUACAUUUUCACUCUUUUAUUGCUGCCAACGAUUACAAUUUUGGCGCGCAAAUAACCGAUGUUACUGCCGUCACGUUGUCUUGAUAACAAAUAAGACUUUUAAACGCAAGGUUUUAGUGCUUCGGUUGUUGAGACAUUUCUUCAUAAGGGGUUGUGAAUUUUUCCUGCAUUUGAAACCAUUCUGUACAAAAAAACAUUAAACUUAGUUCAAUUUUUAAUGUACAUGUUAACUAAACAAAGUAGCGCAAGACUUAAUGUGCGUUUUUAAACAUAAAACUUGUUCACCGGUUUCAUCGAUAAAUUUAGGUUAAACAGACAAGUGCAAAAAAUUCUAAAUUGAAUUUCGUCCCCCUCUUCCUGUUUAUUGGGAACAGCUUCUUCGAUAAUUUGUGAAAUUUCUUCGUUUGUUACGGCAGCAAACAGGGAAGACAUUUUGCUCGUAACUAACGUCAGUUUGGCGUCGCCUGGGGGUGAAUAGUACCGGAUUUCCAGAGUUUGAGCAGCCAAUCAGAGCGCGCGAGAAACGCUAUCCACUGUUUUAGUUUGCACUAAAAACGUUUAUUCUGAAUAUGUUAAUCUCCACCUGAGUUUUUUUGCUCUCAUGGUACAAUAUUCUUUGCCCAUAUCAGAUCCUACAACAACCCAGAACCAAGCAAAGGAUACAAGUCCGUCGUCUUUACGGGAACGCAUAGCGAUCCUUUAUCGGAACGAGCAUGAUAUGACUACUGUCAAGGAAGUGUUUGGUGAUGGCUUAACGGGCAUGAACAUUGUCACAUCAAAUAAUCCUCAUGCUUUCAAGGAUUUUCUUCUCUCGCUAGAUUCUUCAGUGAGAUCUUGUUUUAUUGUUGUCGAAUCUACCAACAUGAAAGAGAAACUACUGACAAAUUCAAACAGUACAGUUUAUCAAGACCUACUAAAAAUUGCCAGUUGGACCGUGGGUAAGAAUAUUUUUUCGCCUCUUUAUUUUCUAGCCUGUGUGGCAUGCGCUUAGAAGUACUGAGUGGUUGCAAGAAAGAAAGGGGCACGACGCGACGCGAGGGGAGAGGGAGCGUGGCUCCCUCUCGCGCUCCCGUUCUUUCUUCCACCCAAAUACUUCCAAGCGCCUGCUACGUACACACACGUCAUAGUUGUGCCUAGUGUAUCUUGGAUUUAUUUUUUGGUCCCGAGUUGAAUUCCUCGGCCACGCGUGUAAAUAGCCAACUGAUUGAUUCCUACCAGUUAACAGCAUGGAGUUGUGUUUCACUUGAACUGCUUGCUUUAGUUAUUUCCCCUGUUUCACAUCUACAGCCUUUGUGCUAUAAAUACUGCCAAAUAUGAAUACAAAGGUUACCCUGUGUCAUUUUCGCUUCGUAUCUAACCGGCAAGUGCCCCGACAACCAACAAGGAAAAACUAAACACCGUUUCCUUUUCGUUACAGCGAAAAAGAUUGUUGUGAUUCUCUGCAACGAUGAAGGAGGUAAAAUUUCUUCACGGGAAGAAGAAACCAUCACAGCACAAAUUGAAGAGCUCCUAGGCCAGAAAGGAUUAAUUUUUUGGUGGAAGAGGAGUACUAAAACCAAAUCGUCAGUUUUUUUACGUGCCUUUGAACUCUCCGCAAAAUCUGGC